This is a messenger RNA of Ostreococcus lucimarinus CCE9901, 381 nucleotides long. RefSeq lists its product with no specific name. Lineage: Eukaryota; Viridiplantae; Chlorophyta; Mamiellophyceae; Mamiellales; Bathycoccaceae. The record is from RefSeq and is a predicted model, not a curated record. The transcript has a single exon. The coding region runs from base 1 to 381 and encodes 126 amino acids.
AUGCGCGCGGUGACGAACACCGUCGCGCCCGCGCGCGUCGCGCGCGCGUCGGCGCGCGCGAACGUCGCGCGACGAUCGCGUCGCGCGAUCGCGGUGUCGCCGCGCGCGAACGCCGCGCAGGUGGUGGCGCAGACGGCGAUCGACCUGAACGAGGAGACGGUGACCGCCAUCGGGGCCGCCGUGCUGGGCCUCGGCGCGGGGCUCGGGAUCCCGAUCUUCUUCGUGUGGCAGGAGCGACGGGAUAAGGAGCGAUUGGAAGAGAUUCGCGAGCUGAACAGGGCGACGCUGAAGGCGACCGGGGAACAAAUGUCGCCGGAGGAGAUCGCGGAGCUGCGCCCGAGUCGGUACUUGGAUAGACGCGAGUUUAAGGAUGAUGAUUAA